AUCAGAGGCUACAGGACUAUAUAAGACUGAGCUAAAGAAAUUAGCUCAGACAAAGCUUCCAUCACAGUGCCUUAGUAGUGGAUAUAACUGAACCCGAGUCUAAUCGAUCAAAACACGCAAGCAUGGUGGCCAUGACCAAGAGAGUGAAGAUCUUCCAGAUCGUUUUUAACGAUCCCACCAAGACUUUCUACUGCAGCGGGGAUAAAGUGGCUGGCAAGAUCGUGGUGGAGGUUCUGGAGAACACCAGAGUCUCUGCCAUGAGAGUGCUGGGCAUCGGAUGUGCCAGAGUGGAUUAUUCUAAGGGAAAGCAGAAAUGUCGGGAGGAAAUUGACUACCUGAAGUAUGAAGAAGAUGUCCAUUUGGAUGAUCAUCCUUCAGACACCGAUGGCUCAGUCAUCCUCCGCCCUGGCAACACCUACGAAUACACAUUUGGAUUUGAGCUCCCACAGCAGGGGCAGCUCGUGUCGUCCUACAAGGGAAAAUUCGGCAGCGUGCAGUACUUCGUGAAAGCCCUGAUGGCGAGACCGUCCCAGCCGGCGCUGGAGUGCAUGAAACACUUCGAGGUGGAGGAGCCGCUGGACGUGAACACGCCCGACCUGCUGUCUCCGACAGGUGGCAUGAAGGAGAAGAAGGUCACCUGCAUGUUCAUCCCCGACGGCCAGGUGUCCCUGAACGCCAAGAUCGACAGGCGCGGCUUCUGCGAGGGCGAGGAGAUCUGCAUCGACGCCAAGUUCGAAAACACCUGCUCGCGCAUCGUGGUGCCCAAGGCCGCCAUCGUCGCCAAGCACACGUACCAGGCCAACGGGCACACCAAAACGUUCAGGCAGAAGCUCUCCUCGGUGCGGGGCAACCACAUCAUCUCCGGGAUGUGCGACGCCUGGCAGGGCAAGUCCAUCCGCGUGCCCAAGAUCAGACCCUCCAUCCUGGGCUGCAACAUCAUCCGCGUCGAGUACGAGCUCAUGAUCUACAUGCACAUCCCGGGCAGUGACAAGCUGGUGCUGGAACUUCCCCUGGUCAUCGGUACCGUGCCCUACAGCGGCCUGAGCAGCCGCACCAACAGCAUGAGCAGCCAGGACGGCAGCACGGCCUCCGCCAGCUGGGUGUCCCUGCGCAUGCCGUCCUCGUGCCCGCCCAGCUACUGCGACGUGACCCGCGACUGCCGCCUGGACCAGCCUCUCACGCCGCUGCUGGACGACUACGACGGAGGCGACAGUCCCAUCUUCAUGAACAGCCCGCAGUUCUCCUUCCCCAUGCUGCCACCCUACUCCGAGGUGGAGGAGGAGUACAUCGGAAACGCCCGCAUGCUCCCCGUGUGUUGAACGCCUUCCACCGCCGCUACCUGUCGAAGCGAGCCGUCUGAGAAGCCGCCGAACCUUUCUCGGCGAUGAGAGGACGCGAGAAGUCGGGGGACGGGCGCCCGUCCGAGCGCACGCUGGCGCGGUCCGGUCCGGUCCGGAUCAGACUUUCCCUGAGUAGAGCGCUAAGCAUCUUCUGAGCUUCACUGUUGAAGAGGGGGGCGCGCGUGGGGCGCGCGCGGGGCGACCCGAGGACUCCUCGCCGUAUUAACGUUACCGUUAUUAGAACUCUUGUCUUCCACUGCUGGGGGUUUUGUGUGUUACGCUGCAUCCGCGCACCGGGUUUGAAUCUUUCCUAUCAAAAGGGCCAAACUGGUGAUCCUGACACCCGAAGUGCCAAAGCGGGGGGGGGGGGGGGGUUGUUUUGCACGAUUACGAUCUGCACUGUGUGCAGGAAUGUUGGUGGGUUUUUUCCUCAUGAUCGCAUUUCAUUUUGGAUCCUGCGUUACGGUGUUACGACUUUAUAACGUAAAACGUCGUUUUUUUUAUAUCCUGUCAGAUUUUAAGAUGUAAAAUGUGUUUUUUAUUGGAACCCUGUGGGUUUGUUUAUAAUAAAAUGAAUUUAAAAUCAAA
Trichomycterus rosablanca is the source of this 1928-nucleotide messenger RNA. RefSeq names its product thioredoxin interacting protein a (gene txnipa). The transcript has 6 exons. Gene Ontology annotation, cellular component: cytoplasm. The record is from RefSeq and is a predicted model, not a curated record. NCBI's taxonomy places the organism in Eukaryota, Metazoa, Chordata, Actinopteri, Siluriformes, Trichomycteridae. Bases 123 to 1319 code for a protein of 398 amino acids. Gene Ontology annotation, molecular function: ubiquitin protein ligase binding. Gene Ontology annotation, biological process: protein transport.